AAAAAGGCAUAUCCAACUAUGAAAUGUGCACACAUAGUAAUCCUGCAGCUUUGCUUUAUUGCUGCACCAUGUGCAAAACUGUCUCAUAAGCAGCUAGAGCAACGUCUACAGGCAAUGCAGACACUAAUAUUUCAGGAUACGCAAAUAAUGAAAGAAGGGAUAAACAAAAAUGCCGAAGGUAUAAAAGAAUUAGUUGAAGGCAUACAGAAAAAUGAAGGAAUAAUAAAUAAUAUUGAAUCAAAAAUAAACGGGCAUUCUGAUUUGCUUCACGAAACCCUAUCAAUUCUAAAGAAUACUAAUGUACCGACUACGAAAUAGAAAGAUGUGAAUAUCUCGGAUCUACAUAAGGACCCAAAGACACAUAUCACUCAGUCAGAUAUCAAAAGAUUGCAGAAUGCAUUUAAAGAGCUGAAAAUGCAUUCAUUGUUUUUGCAAGUUAACACCUUUAAUAAGUUGGAAUCAUUUAUUGAAAAGCAAAACUUAUUCAUGAACAAUAUAUCUUUGUAUUUCGAAAAGUGUGGGUCCAAAACAAAAUCUUGUAUUUGUGAAAAUUUGGAAACGCUCAUAGACACAUUGAAUCCCCGUGCAAAAGGUUAUGAUGAAAGUGAAAAUAAAACAACGUCAGCCGAGUAUAGUGAAAUUCUAAUGAAGGCUAAAACAAUAUUGAAAGAAGUUAUCAAGGGUCAUUCCAUGAAAACAGAUAGUUUGUCAGCUAUAACAUCUCGCCAAACGGAUUCGGAGGAUACAAUUCCAGCAAGCUGUUUCAAAGUUGUUUAUGAAAAAGAACUUGAUGUAGCAAAUGAUCAUGGAAAUAAUAGUUGUUUCAAUAUCAAUGCACAACCAGGCAAAAAGGUAACCUUCCAUUGUGGCAAUAAGAAUAUUCGUAUUGCAGACGCAGUAGUUACGGAAAUUGCGGUCGAAGGACGCGUUGAAGUCAGAUAUAACAACCACUGGGGCACAGUAUGCUCGGCUUAUAAUUACUUUGGCGAGAAAAACGCCAAUGUAGCAUGCAGAGCAGCUGGAUUUACAAGGGGCGUUGGAGGAUAUAAUGUCCCAACAGGAUCGGGUCCAAUUUGGCUUUCGCGUCUUUAUUGCAAUGGUCAAGAACUUGAUUUAUUUGAUUGUGAUAGACAAUAUGGUAUUAGCGGAUAUAAUUGUGAUCAUUCCCAGGACGCAUUAAGCACAUGAAUACACAUUCGGCAAACAUAUAUAAACAUGUAUAGAUCUCUGUCAACUCAAGCUAUCAUAUAUAGCUAUCAUAUAUGAAAUACAUUAGUCGAUAAAUAAAAGUUCUGCAAACACAAGCGUAAAAUUAUAAAAUAUUUUAUAUAAUAUUUAAGGCAACUGUGACCUUGCCAAAAUAAGGAAACCACCCAAAGUAUCAACCUUCAAAAUGUGAAAAACAAUUAUCAGGUUAUAAAGUCUACAUGAGCAAAACUAAAACUUAAGAAAUAUUUUUUGUUAGCGCUGGAAACUUUAAAAUUGAAACUAGUAGCCCUUACCAGAAUAUCAACUAAAGUAUCUGCCUACUGAAUAUGGAAGACAUUGAUAAAAAAAUGAAGGUUGCAGUAGCAAAGUUAAUAAAAAUAUUUUUAGCACCUGCAAUCUUGACCUUGACCAAAGUAGAAUGGCUUAAACCGCUCCUUACAUAUCGUCACCUAUCUACAAAGAUGAAAGAUGUCCGUCAAUUAUGGCUAUUACUUAAAAGUGUAAAUAAAUCUAUUUUAAGCACUGGAGAGAAUUAUUUUGAAUUUUUGUAACCUCUUUCUGACUAGGAUGUGACUAGUAUUCUAAAUGGCCGUUUUUUUCAUAUUCUAUAUGCAUGGAUGGAUUUGAAUAUAACUUAGCAUAAAUGUUUUGCCGCGUUUAGUUGACUUGGCCCGCGCAAAAUGAAGGUCAAUGUUUAGAUCACAAGAGAUCAAAAGUUAAAAAGAAAAAUUAAAAUUUGUUUGUUGGCACUGUAUUUUGCUUAUGCUUUGAAGUUUUAUGCUUAGUGGUCGGUAGAUAUUUAUUGAGGCCGAACUAGUUGUAAAAAUGGCUUUUUGUUGUUUGGGUGCGCCUGCGUUGAACAUGCAUCUGAACUUGUCUAUGCCAUAACUUCUUUGUGCAUGUAAAAUUUUCAAAAAUCAUGCAUUGAGUUUUUAAGGCACAUAUAUUCGUCACGAGAGUGCGUUGCAUAUUAACCAGGUCACUUAGUCAUAGUCAUGGUCACCUUAGAUGAUACAAUGUCAAUAUCUUGCCUUGGGUAUAAGCAGAAGUGUUGCAAACAAUAUAUUAAUCUCACUUAUGUAUACUGUAAACGAGUUAUGUACAUCUUAAGCUUAUAGGUUCAAUUUGAUUAAAGACCAGCGAGCUUGACAU
Molecule: messenger RNA, 2361 nt
Organism: Ruditapes philippinarum (Manila clam)
Lineage: Eukaryota; Metazoa; Mollusca; Bivalvia; Venerida; Veneridae
Product: CD5 antigen-like
Exons: 2
Coding region: 415-1188 (257 amino acids)
Cellular component (GO): membrane
Source: RefSeq, a predicted model, not a curated record